Molecule: messenger RNA, 852 nt
Organism: Dendrobium catenatum
Lineage: Eukaryota; Viridiplantae; Streptophyta; Magnoliopsida; Asparagales; Orchidaceae
Exons: 2
Source: RefSeq, a predicted model, not a curated record
AUGGCCGAGUCUGCUACGUCCACUCGGUCGCAAGAUCACAACUCCGGAUCAUCCAUUGACGAUCCAACGAUCUCGACGACACUCAAGUUUGUCGUCUCGAAUCUCCGUAAUCUCGUUCCCACGCCGCUUGCCCUCGACAAUUUUCCGAUCUGGAAAUCUCAGAUCUUGAAAACUCUCCGGUUCUUGACAAAUCCCGAUGGCUCGUCUUCCACAAAUCCCGCAUUCUUGCAGUGGUCGCUUACUGAUCAAAAUCUAUCGGCCUCCAUCUGCUCAACGAUUUCGUCUUCUAUUCUUCCUUACGUCAUCUCGCUGGACUCGACGGCGAAGCUCUGGACGGCACUUGAAACUCGAUUUCAAGCCACUAACCGGUCAAAAGUGAUUCAACUCAAAAAUGCGUUACACAAUGUAUCUCUCAAAAAUCAGUCUAUGGCCGAGUACUUGUCGGAGAUCAAAGAGCUGGUCGAUCAGAUUGCUUCAGCGGGUUCUUCUCUUGAUGCCGAAGACGUUAUCCAUUACAUUUUGAAUGGACUUCCUCAACCAUAUCAGUCGUUCAAAUCUGCCAUUCGGACGUCACUUCUUCCUCUUACGCUGGAUCAGAUUUAUCCUCUUCUUAUGAGCGAGGAAAUUAACCUCCCCUCUGAUGCAGCAAAGUUCUCUGCACCCUCCGAUCCAAGCGUGGCCUUGUUCACAAAUCGCGGCCGAGGUCGACGUCCUAGAGGCAAGAACAACUAUGGUGCUACCAAUGCACCCAGAAAUAAUCCUAAUGCAGCCAUUUCUUGUCAAAUUUGCUCCAAGAAGGGUAACACGGCUCAAACGUGUUGGCAUCGUCUUGAUUUGAACUACACACCUCCU